AUUGACACAACUGGGAAUAGCGUCGUCGCCUUCGGGCAAGCGCCUUUCAGCACUUGUGCUUAGAAAGGCUGCUCGUGGCGACAAGUGUCCGGGUGUCGAGUGAUAGUGCCACUAAUGAGCAUGCCAAAAUAAAAGCUGGCUUUCACUUAAGCCAAAAAUGUCGAGAUUCGCCGUCUGCGAAGGCGUCAAGCUGGGGAAUCUAUUCUAUCCAAAAGAGGAGGCAAUGUUGUCCGAACGCCGAUAAGGCCCGAGACCACAUUAUCAGCUUUUGAGUCCUUGGGUCAGUUGUGAGAUAUCGAUAAGACCACUCGAUUUCUGUUCCGCACGAGGAAAUCUUCCGAAGAAAUGACUGACGAACAAGACAAACUCCACGCCGAACGUGCAUCUCCGACAAACGGUACCGCGAUGGAGUUCGAAGACGUGCUCGAAGAAGUGGGGGGAUACGGCAAGUUCCAGAAGUAUCUCAUGUGGCUUUUUCUGUUCCCUUCGACGGCGCUAUUCUCCUUUUUCUCAAUGAACCUGAUAUUCUUGUUGUCAACGCCGGAUCACACAUGCGUGAUUCCCGAACUAGAGUCGCUGGCUUUAAACGGAUCCCAAGCGGAGAUGCUACGGGGUCUCGUGGUGAGCAGGGACGAGUGUUCGGUGCUGUCGCCGUGGAUGCUGAACAAGAGUCGCCUGGACCUGCUCCCAGGAGGAUUACUGAACGUGUCCGGACUGCUGAACCACGGCCUCGAGAGACAACCGUGUGAAAAGUUUGUUUACGACAAGACGGAUUUCGACGAGACCGUACCCACUCAGUUUGAUCUCGUGUGUUCUCACGGGCAUCUGCCGAGUAUGUUGUACUCCCUAUGUACAGUGGGCAGCGUCUUGGGGACACUUCUGUUCGGUUUCAUGGCGGACAGGCUUGGACGCAGGAUUACCUUCCUUACUCUUGCUAUCGUGGCACUGAUCACUUCUUGUGGUGCGACCCUUUCUGGAAAUUUCAUUUUCUUCGCCGUUCUUCGAGUCCUGACCGCAACACUGGAUCCUCAACUUGAGCAGAUUCCCUACAUAAUUAUGCUAGAACUGGUAGGCCCGGACCAACGUACUCUGAUGAUGGGAGUGUCAUGCCUAAGCUGGACCUUUGGCAUGUGUAUACUUCCUCUGGUGGCGUACCUCAGCAGGACCUGGUUCGUUCUCUCCGCCAUCACGGCAGGAGGCACAAUUCCAUUCAUCUUAUAUUGGAAGUUUCUCACAGAGUCGCCAAGGUGGCUCUUGUCUCAAAACCGGCUCGCGGAAGCUUCAGCUGUUCUUAGAAAUAUCGCGGCCAAGAAUGGAGUUCGACCUCCAGCUGACCUAGAUAGUAAACUGGAGAGAGUGCAGCUGCAGAUAAGCGCAGAACAAAAGUCAGAGGAAUCGGCUUCAGUGCUAGACUUGAUUUCUAAACCCAAUUUACGGAAGAACUUACUAAUCCUUUCGCUGCUUUGGAUCAGCAACAGCUGCUCCUAUGGCGGUCUGCACAUCAACGUGGAAAACCUGAGUGGGAAUCAGUUCCUCAACUUCUUUUACCUGGCCCUGGUCGAAAUUCCGGCGAACCUGGCUGCCUGGUGGUGUAUGAACUACUUCGGCCGUCGCUGGACCAGCGUCUUCUUCCAUCUCCUAUCCGCCGCCUCCUGCAUAGCACCGGUUAUUGCCCCCGAGGUUGGCCAUAUUGGUGUGGGAUCUUCAAUGCUGGCCAAAUUCGCUACCACGGCAGCCUUUAUGCUCACGUACCAGCUGGCUGCUGAACUUAUGCCAACGCCACUUCGGUCCUUCUCAAAUGGAGUUCUUGCUGCCCUGGCAUGCGCUGUGUCUUCCGUUGUUCCUUACAUCGUCUACAUGAGCAUGUAUGGAAAGUGGAUUCCUUUCCUAUUUCUUUGCAUUAUUCACGUCAUAGCAGGCACGUCGGCUUCUUUUUUGCCCGAGACCAAAGGCUACCCACUCUGUCAGACCGUCGAAGAUGCCAACAGUUUCGGCAAGGGCCAAAAAUAUUUUUCUUUUAAUAGAAGGGAAGAAUUACCGGCAGAAGCAACGAAGUGUGGCAAGGAUGGUGAAGGGGGCGAAAACCGGACAAUAGAACUUGAGCCGCUCGCAAAGGAAGUCUAGUUAUGUAUAACGGUGGGUUCACACUUUACAAGCAUGAAGGUCAAGAUUCAUUUCGAAGAUUCUACGUGUGCACAUGCAUCGUUAGAACUUUAUUUAUUUGCAUCGUUUUUCCACGUGGACGUCAUCAUUUCCUUUCAACAGGGUGGCGAUGGAUGAAAUAGACUAAUGUUAAAACCAGAAAAUAUCUUUUUUAACAUUUUAUUAUCACUAAAUCUGGGGCCCUCUUUUGAGGUAUACACCAAAGGGAACUGUGUUGCACGCAUCUCAUACGUUUGUUGACGUAUUUCUUCGAAGACUUAUUUAUCAGAGAAACAAAAUAUACUUUUUUGGUGUUCCCAAUGUCUGCAUUUUGAUUAUUCCUUCUGAAGCAUCAUGAAAUUAAUCUAGAACACACAUAUACAUGUAUUUUAAUACACCACGUAAUAAAAAAAAUCGCCACUCUUUGGGAUGAGCAAAGCAUUUUUAUUAUGCCUUCUUAUGUAAAAACGAGGAAAGUAGCCCAUUCUGUAGAAGAAAAUAGA
Molecule: messenger RNA, 2645 nt
Organism: Ixodes scapularis (black-legged tick)
Lineage: Eukaryota; Metazoa; Arthropoda; Arachnida; Ixodida; Ixodidae
Product: organic cation transporter 1
Exons: 10
Coding region: 346-2124 (592 amino acids)
Biological process (GO): transmembrane transport
Cellular component (GO): membrane
Molecular function (GO): transmembrane transporter activity
Source: RefSeq, a predicted model, not a curated record